Messenger RNA from Diospyros lotus (date-plum), 428 nucleotides. RefSeq lists its product as uncharacterized. The record is from RefSeq and is a predicted model, not a curated record. Bases 87 to 428 code for a protein of 113 amino acids. The transcript is spliced from 2 exons. Lineage: Eukaryota; Viridiplantae; Streptophyta; Magnoliopsida; Ericales; Ebenaceae.
GGGCGCAUUCACUCUCCACCGCCGCUCGGCCACCGUCCUCCGUCGCGCUCCGCCUCAACAAGACUACUACUACUACUACAUAUAUCAUGGGAACCCAUCUAACUCCAUGGCUGCUCCGCUCCUCCUGUAGGGCCUCGCCGAUCAUCCGCUUCUCCGCCACUCUCUCCACGCCCAUCAGAAGAUAUAGCAAGAAGCAAAGCGGCGCUGGCGGGCAUAGAGUGGACAUAGAGAAGGCGCGGACGACGGCGGAAGAGUUCGAGAAGGUGGCGGAAGAGAAGGCGAGGCAAGGGUUCGCAAGCCACACGAGUGAGAAGGCUGGAGACGCAGCCGAAGAGGCGGUCGCCGGCGAAGCCACCGUCGACCGUGUCAAGGAAAGAUAUAUGGAGCCGCCGGGAAAGGGCAACUUCGACAAGCCCAAGGAUGACUGA